UUAAGGAAGAACAUUUCGACUUUGAAGUUGGCCAACCGAAGUCGGUACCACCUACCCAAGCAGCGUUCAAGUCGAUGCAUUAAUGCAUGAAUGAUGGCUGUGCACGGGACAGGCGAUCCCCUCUCUGGGUGCCCAGGGUUUCCCACUUCGGAUGAAGUCAUAUCGUUGGCUGAGAUGUCAAAGUCUGAUGCACUUUGCAUUCGAGAAUUCCUGCACUUUUGAUGUUCGCUGCGGGGUCAAGGGGUCAGGGGGGAUCUCGGGGAGUACAGGCUAUGAUGCACAAUACUUUUGUCGGGAGAAAUUGUCAAGGGCAGACAACAUGCCAGUUCACGAAGACAUAUGCCGUCCCAGGAAUACCGCAGGGCUGUCGAAUCUGCCACGCGCUUCCGUCAAUAUAAAGUCUUGAACACUACACUACCAGGACAUGACAGCGGGUGUUGACAUCAGUUCUUUUCGCCCACUUCAAAGUUUCAUGCAUCGUAAAAAUGUACCAGAGACGCUAUCGCUAAACCAACUUUCGGACCCCCACAGCCAAUCGGUAGCCAAUUGCCCGCCGCAGAGCCGCCCAAGAGGUUGCAAAGCACUGUGCAGGGGUCUUCCACCCAGCGCCCCUUUGCCGCUAAGGUUUCAGAUGGCCUCCAGGUCCUCGACCCGCACCCUCGGUUCUCCCCGUUCGCUCCCCCUCUUCGCCUCCUCCACAGCCCGUCGUCGAGGCCCAGGAGACCUCCAGAGUCAAUCGACUGGUCAAGGGAUCGCCGAAAUGCUCGGGUGUUCGUGACGAGGCCAAUAGAACUUGACACCUGCCAGCAGGAUGCAGUCCCAUUCGACAACAGAACCUGUCAAGAAUUUGCCCUGAAGCUAGGGAUUGCUUAUGUCUGUUUUUUUUUGCCCAUCGCCAGGGCAGCUUUCUCCAGUCCCGUUUCAGAUACCCGCUGGGUCCCGUCUCCUUCAUGUCUGCCCCCCCUGUUGAUCCAUUUUGAUCCCUAUCAACAAGCCGUCUCUCGCUUUUCCCUCUUUCUGGCCUUCUUUCGUUUCCCCAUUUCUGGCUUUUUGGGCCAACAACCGUAUAUCGACACUUGUGUUGAAAACAGCUUCACUUUCACAGUUCUCCCUCCUCGAGGGGCAACUUGUUUGCCCUCUUUCUUUCUUUUCUCCUCACCAUCUUUUCAUUCUUUCCAGGUUGAUCCUUGGCCAGUUAUUUUGAAUGCCUCUCUUUUAGACUACCACGAUUUUCACUUCUUCGAUUCUUAACUUAUUCCGGACCGGUUUCGAGGAAUUUACAUAUCAAACCCUAUUGACUAGAUCUCAGACGUGAAGGGGACGAUAUAUCGAAGAAGGGAGAAGCAGUUGCGAACUGGACAUUCAGCAAAACUAGAAGGGCGGAUAAGGAAGAUAUACCGACGACAGAGCACUCGCUGCACACGAUUUUUCAUUCGAUCAUUUACACCAACAUUUCAUUAAACGACUUGAAAAGAAAAAGGGGAAAUGAUGAAGACGUGGAUUUUUAGGACAGGUUUGGCCGGUUUGGCUCUGGCGAAUGGAGUACUCGGCGCGGAUAUUCUCGAGACAGUAGGAUUCAGCAACUGCAACGGCACUGCUGCAGUUUCGGUACAAAGGGUCAACAUCAAGUACAACAACGAGGACAAAUCAGUAACCUUCGAUGUGGCCGGCUCGAGCUCGCAGAUUCAGAAUGUCACAGCCGUCUUGAACGUCACGGCUUACGGUCAGAACAUCUACUCGAACGCUUUCGAUCCAUGCGAUGCCGCCACCUUUGUUGACCAGUUGUGCCCCGUUCCCGCGGGCACUUUUUCCGCCAAGGGCACGCAAAAGAUUCCCGAGGAGUUUGCCAACUUGGUUCCAGCUAUCGCGUUUCAGAUUCCCGAUAUUGCGGCCAUGGCUACGUUGCAGCUUCAGUCCAAGGAGUCCGGUGAGAGGGUAGCGUGUCUGGAGGCUCAGGUGAGCAACGGCAAGACUGCCGUUGUCCCUGCCGUUUCCUACGUUGCUGCUGGUGUUGCUGGGGCUGCUUUGAUCAUGAGCGGCAUCUCUGCUGCUGGAGCGGCCUUCUCAGGUGCCAGUGCUGCGGCAAGCGGUGCCAGUGCUGGUGGUAUGGGGACUAUCAGCCCCAGCUUCACUGAGGUCUUUGGCUGGUUUCAGGGCAUGGCCAUGAACGGUAUGAUGUCGGUCAACUACCCCAACGUUUACCGAAGCUUCUCUCAGAACUUCGGCUUCUCGACCGGUCUCGUGCCCUGGACACAGAUGCAGCUUUCCAUCGAUCAGUUCCGCAACAUGACUGGAGGCAACUUGACAGAAGACAGCGUCGAGUUCUUGAGAGGUGCUACUUUGGUGUACCCGGAUGGUUCGUCCUCGACACCUUCCGGCUCGGCUCUCGUGAAGAGGGCAUUCGACAACUUUGUUCACCUUGCCAGACGUCAGAUCGAGGGUAUCGAGACCAGCGUCAACACCACCGAGCCCGGUGUUGUGCCCGAAGGUGGUGCUCCCACCGAGACUAUCCGCGUGGCUGUCACCGGCAUGCAAGCCUACGUCCAGGAGCUCUCCGUCCCCAAGUCCAACACCUUCAUGACUGUACUCCUCAUUGUGGCUCUUGUCAUCGCCGUCAUCGUUGUGGGCGUCCUCCUCGUCAAGAUCAUUCUCGAGUUCUGGGCUCUCUUCGGCAGCUUCCCAAAGUCAUUAUCUGGCUUCCGCAAGCAUUACUGGGGCUCCAUUGGCCGCGCCAUCACUCACUUGAUUCUUCUGCUCUAUGGCGUGUGGGUUCUGUACUGCGUCUUUCAAUUUACCAACGGAGACUCCUGGGCGGCCAAGACCCUGGCUGGUAUCACCCUCUUCCUCUUCACCGGCAUUCUUGCCUUUUUCUCCUUCAACAUCUGGCGCACAGCCCGGAGACUCAAGAAGCAGGAGGGCGACGUUGCAGGGUUGUACGACGACAAGAGCAUCUGGGUCAAGUACAGCUUGUUCUACGAGUCCUAUCGCAAGGGCUGCUGGUGGAUUUUCGUGCCCACCAUCAUUUACAUGUUUGCCAAGGGUUUCGCUCUGGCUGCCACUGACGGCAAUGGCAUGGUGCAGACGUCUGCCCAGCUCAUCAUCGAGGGCGUCAUGCUCAUCGUUCUGAUCUGGAGUCGCCCCUACGAGCGCAAGUCGAGCAACGUGAUCAACAUCACCAUUCAGGUUGUCCGCGUUCUCUCGGUUGUCUGCAUCUUUGUCUUUGUUGAGCAAUUUGGCAUCGCCCAAACCACCCAGACUGUGGCCGGUGUCGUCUUGAUCGCUGUGCAGUCUGCUCUGACGGGCAUCCUCGCCAUUCUGAUUGCCUGGAACGCGAUCAGUGCCUGCUGCAAGAAGAACCCGCACAGACAAAGAAGAAAGGAGAUGGAAAAAAUGCAACGCGACACCCUCACCCCACUGGAUGCGCGCAACUCUCUCCUUCUCGACCGUGAGAAGACGGCGCAGUCUGAUCUUACCGACUCCUUCUCCCUGCUCAAGACGGGUGCUCCCCUGGGCACUGUUGACAUGAAGCAGUCCCUGACUCGUCCCGUGUCUUCGGCUUCGUCAAGAUACACGCCGCCCCCUACCCAGCCGCAACAUACCCGUGAUGGUAGCAAUGAUAGCUCCUACUUCCGCAGCAACAACCGGGAAAGCAGGCAGCCAAGGCUACCAAUCUCAGUCAAUGGUACGGUGUACCAUUCGCACCCCAACCCAUACGGAGGAGGUGCUAUGGGGUAUGGAGGUGGAGGCCACGGGCCAGGAGGGGGGUAUGGAUAUCGGGGAUGAUCUGAGUGACGCGAAAUGUGGCCGAAAACAAGUUUGUUUGUUGAGAACUAGAACUGGAGGAUGUAAGGGUGGAUGAGAUGACGACAACCUACUACCAAUGCCUUGUAUUUUUAUUUUAUCAUCUUCUUGAUUUAUUGUUUUUGAAACGAUAUCUCUCAUUAUUUGCUAGCCUAGCAUUCAUAGCUAUACCCGAUAUGUAAAUCACCAUCAUUAAACACUAUUCACCAGGCUUCCAAAAAGACUGUUGAGGUACUGUUAUUGAAAAUUGUCAGGUUACCCCAUUG
Podospora pseudopauciseta is the source of this 4067-nucleotide messenger RNA. RefSeq lists its product as uncharacterized. Gene Ontology annotation, cellular component: membrane. Gene Ontology annotation, biological process: fungal-type cell wall biogenesis; transmembrane transport. The coding region runs from base 1486 to 3783 and encodes 765 amino acids. NCBI's taxonomy places the organism in Eukaryota, Fungi, Ascomycota, Sordariomycetes, Sordariales, Podosporaceae. The transcript is spliced from 3 exons. The record is from RefSeq and is a predicted model, not a curated record.